AUGAUAUCGGCAUCCAAAACCAGAGCGACGCGGUCACGAUACUCGAGUCCUGCCCAGCCACAGCAGGGACCAGAAAAUGACAGCGCAAAGAGGAGCUCCAGUUCCAAGGAUGACAACAGCGGAUCGCGGACUCUUAUGCAGAGGUGGCUGGAACCUUCUGUGCAGAACAAGACGAGCGGCGAGCAGGCCGGACUCCAGCGCUAUGGCGUCCUGGGCAACAUGGCGCCUCUCGGAUCUAUGCCCAAGGGGAAGAAGCAGGAUAAGGAGAAUGGACACAGCUCUACGGUGCGAAAGAUCAUACUGAGGCCCUCGGCUAAGCCUUCGAGCGACUCGGCCCCUGCGCAGGAUUCAUCGCCGGCUCCCAACACGCCGGCCACCACGGGGGAUGACGCCGUGGUCGCGGCUGCAGCGAGCGGUGCUGCCCCAUCUUCAGCUACUUCCGCAGCUGCUGCAUGUGCUGCAUCUGCACCUGCACCGUCGGCACCCAACUCGUCACCCAUCACUCAACGUAACUCAUCCACUCGUCGUCCGUUACGCAAGUCGCUGCCAACUCACAACGACAACAUCACUAUCAACGGCAACAACAACAGCAACGAGGACGACGAGGAAUACGAUCCUGUAAAGUCCGCUUCACUGGCCAGGCCCAUGGGCCGCCCUGCACUCCCUAAGAGGGGGCGGCCGCCGUCAAGCGUGAGGCGGAACUCGAUCGUGUCGUCGACCAAGGUGUCUCCUGUCAAGAGGCGCCACUCAUCACCACCACCGCCGCAGCACCAUGCGCUUCUUCAUCAGCAGCAACCGGCGCCCUACGAGUCUCUCGGCCCUCGUUACGUCGAAAGAGCUGUUGCCGUAGCUGUGGAUGAGGCUGUUGCUCACAACCGCUAUCCUACAGCGUGGGCGCUCAGGAGUCUCUACGAUGAGCGGGUGGGCGACGCCAAAUUCAUCACCAUGCUAGAGCGUGUCUCUGCGCAGACUGCGGAUGCAUCAGAGGUCAAGUCAUUUUCCAAAAUGCUCGCGAAGAAGAAGCGUGAGGGGAGGCGGCACAACCACGGCCGGGACUACUUUGUCCCUCCAUCGGGUGACGGUCGCGUCGCUCCCCACCAGCCCAAAGCUGCGCCCUACGCGAAGCUCAUUCACCGCACAACCGUCGCCACAGACCCAACCGCUACCAACACAACACCAGCUGGUGACAGAAAUGACGGCGAGAUGCGUGCGACAAAAAAGAUUAAGAUCACGCAUCGCAGAAAGGACAGCAGUAACGAAAACCCACGCGAGAAGACGACGCCCCCAGCUUCAAAGUUCAAGGACACAGUCAGGGUCAAGGUCAAGACUUCGUCAUCUAGGAAGCGUGCACGCAGGGAGUCGGGAUCGAGCGACUCAUCCUUGUCACCUGUGGAGAAUCUAUCGUCACCUGAGCUGCCAGAAGACAGUGAACUGGUGACGGAUUCUGGACCGGGCAGCCCGUCGCUGCGAGGGGCGCCCAAGGUAGAAGCCAGAUCGAGAGCGAGGGCCGUGGAGGCCACCGCUGGGCCGCACCAGCCCCCAUCGCAAUCAGAGACCGGGCCAAUCACCACCCGCCGCAAAUCACUUGGCUCAACCAAGCAGUCGCGACACAGCAGGACGUCUGAAUCAAACUCUCCCACCACCCUUAGAUUUCCCAAAUCAUCAAUCACGACGAAUUCGCAGUCUCGUCAUCGCCAAACGCGUGCCGAUUUUUCGGGCGAUGAGCCUAGCAUGCCUGGAAGGCUUGCCACAUCAGUGGCGCCCGGCGACGACGGAAUUUCCCCUACGGACACGUCGGCAACCGCGACGGCUGCUCCUACUGCCACGGCCAAGAAGACCGGCACUACCACCACCGCCGCCACCAGGGUGACAACAACUCCAGACCAUGGAGUUGAUUUCUGGUCCAGGCGCAUGGAGGCCAGCAAGAUGACGGACAGCUACGCCGCCAACGAGAGUUCGGUUCGUGACAGUGAUGCGACUCGCGAGACCACGCCUUUGAGGUCUUCGCGGAGGACGCGACAGUCACUCAUGCCCUCUGCGAGCGCCCGGGCCACGCGCUCUGCCAGCAAGAGGACGAAUGAUGACGGUGACACGCUUGCAUCGCCGUGUGGGCGUUCAGUAUCCGCUCAGGGCGAAGGCAGCUCCAUUGCCGGCUCACGCGCAGUCACGCCGACCGCUACCUCCCUGAGGCCGAGCAAGAAGCAGAAGACUGGACUGCGUGUCAAGUCAUCGCCCGUUAAGAAGAAGGGAGGCACUGCUGCCGGUGUGCCUAGGGCUGUGGGUGAUGCCCUGCCAUUUUCCACCAACGGGGGUAAUCCCAAGGAUCAGAUGACCGAUAAUGACGAGUACUGCUCAGCCUGCGGAAACGCCGGUGACGUCGUCUGCUGCGAUGGCUGCCCCAGGUCAUUCCAUUUCGAAUGUGUUGACAUGGAUCCUUCAAAGGACCUGCCGGAUGAAUGGUAUUGUAACGAAUGCUUUGUGAAACGGUACCCUUCACGCGUCGAGGUCCAUAAGGGCGUCUUUGGCUCUGCUCUGAACAAUCUGGAGAAGAGCAUUCACCGUGCCUUUAGCCUACCGAAGAAGGUCCAGUACCGCUUCGAAGGCGUCAAGGUGGGUCCCGACGGGGACUAUGAGGAGGUCAACACGAAUAAGGGGGUCUCUACGAGGCGAAGGACCCAUGGCUAUGAGGAGGCCUUUGACUUCUUCAAGCAGCGCGAGGAUGGCGAGGCAGUCCUUUGCCACGGAUGCCAGAAGUCAGCUUCCGACACUCGCGCUAUCAUUCCCUGCAGUACCUGUCCGCUUCACUGGCAUAUCGACUGCCUCGAUCCGCCUCUGGCUGUGCCCCCGGUCCUCAAGACGUGGAAAUGUCCGGCACACAUGGAUGACCUUCUCCUAGAGGCGCACCCGCUCGGUCCGGCUCAUCGCUUCCGCAAGGUCAAGGGGUCGGCACCCGUCACCUCAGCCCUCGGUCGUGGCCUUAGGAAUAACGGUCACAUCGAGAUUGACUGGGGUUCCGAGCCCGAGGACAGCAACGACAGGUCUGGCUGGAGAGAUGUGACAUCGUUUGGCCGUACGUACAAGGUGCCGGUCAAGGGUGUCCGUCUCGACUUCAUCGAGAAGCUUCGCAGCCAAGGUGCAGGAUUUGCACCGCGCAAGGAUGAAUCUCAUAGGAGGGGGGAGCCGUAUCUGACCCCGCCCGUCGAGGACGUAGCGCAACCUCAAGCACAUAACUACCAAAUGGGCGGUGCAUUUGCGGAUGGCUGCAGAAACAUGGACGAGAUGCAGGCCUCUCUGGUACUGGCGAGCCUCAAUAAAACGCCGACCGACAACUUGCAGCUGCAGAAGCUCACAUCUGCUUUGCUGGCAUCGGCUGAACCUACAAUGAUUUCACUCAUUGCCCUCGGUGAUGCUAGCAACGUCUCGCGCGGGCAGCUAGCAGACAAUGACAAGGUCAGCCUCCGCGCACUCCUAGCGCAGAUGGACACGAUGAGCAGCACGAUCAGGAGCAUCCUCGGCGAAUCAUCCUUGGCUUCUUCUGGAUCGUUGCCCGUCGCAUCACGUGCGGCGGCGCUGGGACAGCCAGCGGAGGAGCGUGAAGCCAAGGCUGAGUCGGAGCCACUCGUGACAGAACCGACACCUCCGUCUACUAUCAUCGAUCACGAGGGAGCCAUGGUUUGCGAUUAG
This is a messenger RNA of Geosmithia morbida, 3684 nucleotides long. RefSeq names its product PHD-finger. The record is from RefSeq and is a predicted model, not a curated record. The transcript has 4 exons. Gene Ontology annotation, biological process: regulation of transcription by RNA polymerase II. Bases 1 to 3684 code for a protein of 1227 amino acids. Gene Ontology annotation, cellular component: Rpd3S complex. NCBI's taxonomy places the organism in Eukaryota, Fungi, Ascomycota, Sordariomycetes, Hypocreales, Bionectriaceae.